This is a messenger RNA of Sciurus carolinensis (gray squirrel), 1479 nucleotides long. RefSeq names its product angiopoietin like 3 (gene Angptl3). Gene Ontology annotation, biological process: phospholipid homeostasis; phospholipid catabolic process; triglyceride homeostasis. The record is from RefSeq and is a predicted model, not a curated record. Lineage: Eukaryota; Metazoa; Chordata; Mammalia; Rodentia; Sciuridae. Bases 54 to 1436 code for a protein of 460 amino acids. The transcript has 7 exons.
UUAUGGGAGAAAAAUAAUUCCAAACUGCUUGAAAUUGAAUAAUUGGGAUAAAAAUGUUCACAGUUAAACUCCUUCUUUUUAUUGUUCCUCUAGUUAUUUCUUCCAGAAUUGAUCAUGCCAAUUCAUCACUGGAUUCUACAUCUUCAGAGCCAAAAUCAAGAUUUGCUAUGUUAGAUGAUGUAAAAAUUUUAGCCAAUGGCCUCCUUCAGUUGGGACAUGGUCUUAAGGACUUUGUCCAUAAGACUAAGGGCCAAAUUAAUGACAUAUUUCAAAAACUAAACAUAUUUGAUCAGUCUUUUUAUGAUCUAUCACUGCAAACCAACGAAAUUAAAGAAGAAGAAAAAGAACUGAGAAAAACUACAUCUAAACUACAAGUCAAAAAUGAAGAGGUGAAGAAUAUGUCACUUGAACUCAACUCAAAACUUGAAAGCCUCCUAGAAGAAAAAAUUCUACUUCAGAAAAAAGUGAGGUAUUUAGAGGAGCAAUUAACUAAUUUAAUUCAAAAUCAACCUGAAAUUCAGGAACAUCCAGAAGUAACUUCACUUAAGACUUUUGUAGAACAGCAAGAUAACAGCAUCAAAGACCUUCUCCAGACUGUGGAAGAACAAUAUAAACAAUUAAACCAACAGCACAGUCAAAUAAAAGAAAUAGAAAAUCAGCUCAGAAAGACUGGAAUUCAAGAACCCACAGAAAAUUCUCUUUCUUCCAAAUCAAGAGCACCAAGAACCACUCCCCCUUUUCAGAUGAAUGAAAUGAAAAAUACAGAACAAGAUGGCAUUCCUGCUGAUUGUUCCGCCAUUUAUAACAGAGGUGAACAUAUGAGUGGCAUAUAUACCAUUAGACCAAGCAAUUCACAAGCUUUUGAUGUCUACUGUGAAAUUAAAUCAGGUAGUCUAUGGACCUUAAUUCAACACCGAAUAGAUGGAUCACAAAACUUCAAUGAAACGUGGGAGAACUACAGAUAUGGUUUUGGAAGACUUGAUGGAGAAUUUUGGUUGGGCCUAGAAAAAAUAUAUUCCAUAGUGAAAAAAUCUAAUUAUAUUUUACAAAUUGAGCUAGAAGACUGGAAAGACAACAAGCAUUAUAUUGAGUAUUCUUUUCACUUGGGAAAUCUUGAAACCAACUAUACACUACAUCUAGUUGAGAUUGCUGGCAAUAUCCCCAAGUCCCUCCCGGAACACAAGGAUUUGAUGUUUUCUACAUGGGAUCACAAAGCAAAAGGACACUUCAACUGUCCAGAAAUUUAUUCAGGAGGCUGGUGGUGGCAUGAUGUAUGUGGAGAAAACAACCUAAAUGGCAAAUAUAAUAAACCAAGAGCAAAAUCUAAGCCAGAGAAGAGAAGAGGAAUAUGCUGGAGGUCUGAAAAUGGAAGGUUAUACUCUAUCAAAUCAACCAAAAUGUUAAUCCAUCCAGUAGAUUUAGAAAGCUUUGAAUGAACAAAAGCAAAUCAAAAAGUCAAUAAAUUAAACUUUAAACUCA